AUGGAGCCCUUCCCUGCUGUGGAAGACGCACAUGGCUAUCCCUCGUGUACUGCUAACCCUCCAGUCUCAAAUAGAGAACCCCAACGCUCCAACACCGUCUCUUCAAUCACCACUUGCCGCCUGCAAAGUGCCUCCCUGAGGUUCCUGGUAUCAAACCCUCCCACGGGCAUGUGGAUGGCUACAGGGGAUAUCAUUUCUCGUGCACCCACUCUUAAUGAGAUCCGUACUGGCUGCUUCAGCACUGAUGGCUGGACGGAGGAAGGCCAGUUGGAAUGGAGAGGCAGCACUCCCCAUGAUAUCCAGAGAAGGAAAUUGUCCCGGGCUAAUACCCUGGCAGCAUGUGCUUUUUCUGCUUCUGCUGCCCGUGACAGUGUCCUCGGCCCCCAAAACACGCAGCUGGAUUUCCUGAGGGAACAUGAAGCGCAACUACGGCGCGCCUCCACCGAUCCGGUCCGUAACCCUGACUUGUGCAGAAUAUCGGAAAUGGGACCAAACCAACAACCACAACAACUACAACAAGUUGGUUUCGGAAAGGCAGGAGGCUCUGCUGAUGCCAUCGAGGCGAAAAAGGAAUCCCCACAGGAGAUGGGAAAGCCCACUCUUUCUGAUACUCCCUCCUCUGCUCCCCCCGUCCCCGAUGUAGCUGGCAGAUACCCCAACGGUUAUCGCUUCCCACCGAAACACACAUGGAAAGAAGCCAUAGUAAUCGGCCUGAAGGCUUUUGGUAACUUCAUAAUAACCCCCUUCGGUUUCUUCGUUACAAUCUACGGCCUCAACAUCGUUGCCUGGGGUGCAAUGAUAUUCUUCCUCCUCCUCAAUGCCGCGCCGGCAAUGUGUAACCCAUCAUGCACGGCGCCUGACUCUCCAAGACAAAUGUGGAUAGAAAUCGACUCCCAGAUUCUCAACGCCCUCUUCUGCGUUACGGGCUUCGGCCUCAUUCCCUGGCGCUUCAGGGACUUCUGCUACCUCCUUCAAUGGCGGCUGAUGAACUCUCACACCGCCCUCCGCAAGCUGGCAGGCAUCCAUAGAGCUUGGUUCAGGUUAGCCAACAGCGAUAAACUGCCCGAUGAUAUCGGCCCUCCCCCCGUCUACUCUUCCUCACCGUCAUCUACAACCAACAGCAAUAUCCCAGCACACAAUCUCUCCGAACUCCAAUCCAACCCCGCCCUCCCACUCCCACCCUCCUCCAUCCCCCCAGCCCCUCUAACGGGCGCCCGCGCACCACCGACAAAACCCUAUCUCCUCGACCUCCUCGUCUGGAUGUACGUGAUCAACACAGCUCUGCAAGCCUGUCUGGCAGGCAUAAUGUGGGGGUUUAACCGGUUUACGCGACCUGGUUGGGCGGUGGGGUUCCUCGUUGCUGCGGGCUCUGUGACCGGCAUGGUUGCGGGAGGGAUUACGUUUUGGGAAGGGAAAAGGGUGAAGAUGGUUGAGGGGGUUCCGGUUGAAAUGGUAGAAGAUGAAGAUGAGGAAUCGGGGGCUGCUGGGGAGAGGGGACGGGGUGGGGAACAAGAUGCGUUUGAGAGGAGAAGAAAGUUGGCUUCUAGGCGGCGGACGAAGAGUUGGAAGAGGCAGGCGAACUGGUAUCGGCGGAUUUGA
This is a messenger RNA of Paracoccidioides brasiliensis Pb18, 1599 nucleotides long. RefSeq lists its product as uncharacterized. The coding region runs from base 1 to 1599 and encodes 532 amino acids. The record is from RefSeq and is a predicted model, not a curated record. The transcript has a single exon.